GGCUGGCUUCGUCUAACGGCCGGUAGGCCUACAUUGUAUAAACAAAGUGAAGUCAAGACUUACUCUUGUUGAUGCUGUGCACUAAUCGGCAGUAGUGGAAAAUUGAUUUCCUGUUCACAGAAGUACACUUUGACAUUUAUAGUUUCUAAAACCUGGCAUGGACAAAAAGUGCAUUUAAAAAGCAUCACUAGCUGUUGUUGUUUUUUUUGUAAACAAACCAACAUGGAAGACAAUCAGCAACAUGACACUUCAGGGGACGUUGAAAAUACUGACAAUGAAACAGUCGAGCUAACAAAAGGGCAAGAAAGUUUGACAGAAGAAAAACGGCCCCCUGGCUUUGAGAAUAUGCCUACAGGACUUCCGCCGAUAGAUAUACACGAGCUAGCCAAAGUUCUCAGGGACCCCAACAUGCCAUCGCAGAAAAUUAUGAACGAGGUUGCUGACCAUAUCAUCAAAAAGGCUUCCCAAAAAGAUAACAGCUCCACUGUUGGGGAUGGGGCUUCAGAAGGGAUGAAGAGUGUUGUGGAUUGUAUCAUCGAGGUGUGUCUAAAACAAGAUGAUUCUGAUGAUUCCGAUGAGGAUGAUGAUUAUUAUGAGGAUGAGAAGAUCCUGCGUGAAAUACCGUGUAAAUUCUGUAAUAAGAUAUUUAACAGCAGUAUGACUUGCAAAACGCAUGUCCUAGUAGCUCACCCUCAGCUGGAUCCAUCCGUCUUGAAUAUUAAGUAUUUGUCGGAGAAGGAUGUAAACAAGAAAAAUUCGUCUCGCAGGAGAUCGUCAAGAUGUUCAUCGAAAACAGAGGGUGAUGUUAAGCAGCCGAAUCUGGUUGAGGCGCUUGCUCAGAAUGAAAGCACGCAGCUCUCAGUGACCUCUCCAGAAACACCAUUACCAUGUCUUUCUGAAUCAGUUCAGGGUGCUGCAGAAAGUACAGUCAGUGGUCAGCAGACAGGUUUGGGUUCGGAACCUGUUGCUGAUCUAAACGUUCCUGAUACAAUAGAUACCUGUGAUACCACCAUCAGCGGCUCUUUGACAGAGUCUGGAGUUAGAUUGGAGACUACACAUGGCAGCCCUAGUCAUAGUGUGACAAUGGACUGUGAACAAGGAGAUAGCCAAUUCCAGUCUAACUCACCACCCAAACAUAAGAUGCUAGAAUCAGAAAACUAUGCAGAGACAGCAUCUAAGAAGUCCAGAGUCGAGUCAAACUUGGAUGCCCCUCCAUCAUAAAACUAUUUAUAAUAAUUUAUUUUCAAGUACAUAGUUUGCUGUAAUGUUCACUUCAUGUCGAGACUAUAGAGUUGUUAAAUUAUAGUUACUGACCUCAAGAUGUUUUCAAACGGAGCACUUUUAUGUAAUAAUGACAUGCAUAGUAUUUAUUUAAUAAUUAUUUGUCUUAUAAUUUAUAAACUGAAACCCAUGUAUGUAAUUUUUUUUUCCUUAAUGCAUUAACAAGUACAACUGUAAAAAGAAAUGUUAAGUAUUUUUUUUUUUUAAGGUUAUUAUGUUUAGAUCAUUGUUGGUGCUAGGCCUGUAGGUAUUUUGUUUUUAACACUGAUAGGUAUACCAAUGCUGCUAAGGGGAAUUAAAAGAUUUAAAUUGUAAAUUAAAAUUUAACAUAUAUUUAAAUUCUGUGCUUUUAGCGAAUUUAAAAGUAUCUGCCUAAACAACUGUCUUAACUUGCAUUCACAAAUUUAUUCAUAUUUUUCAUAUUCAUAAUUUCAAUGUCCUCGCCAUGUUUUUGUAUGUGUCUAUUAUGUCAAGGCAAUGAUAGACAAAACAUUUUUAACGCAGGCAGAAAACUAAAAGGAACUAUUUUGAUAGGCCAGAGAUUUUUGUUUAAAUAUACAGUGAGAAUGAUAUUUUUAAAAUAUUUAAAUUAAAAAAAAAAAAAAAUUUUUUUGAAGGUAUAAAUGUUUUGAUAAUAAUAAUGGCAAUAUUUUCAUUUCCGGAGAUUAAGGAUGAGAACAGUGAUUACAGAAACCAAGUUGCGACCCACUGCUUAUUUUGGCAAAGCUGUUGUCUGCUGUAGGUCUAUUAAGUUUUCUUUUUUAUCUUUUUGACGGCAAGUGAUUUUUUUUUUUGUAAUAGUUUAUUAUAAAUUUGGUCCUAAUUGGGACAUAGUUAUUAUUAAAAAUGUACUGAUACGUCAGUCGAUUUCUGAUACAGCUUUUAUUUUCUUUGUUUUUUUUUUUAAUGUUAAAUUUUUUGCAACACUGCUUACAAAUCUAUGAAGAUGAAAACUUUGCGUAAAGCAUGAGCAUGAGGAAAACCCUUGGAAAUAAUUUUUUUUGUAGAGAUUAUUAGAAUGCAGUUCAAUCCACUGGUGUACUUUCAGUACUUCAGAGUUCACAUUAAAAUGUCCUACUGAAAAUAUCUAAAUCUUUGUUUGUUCAAAUCUUCUAAAGCUUUUUGAAAACUUGUUUUAAACAUGUCAUACUGUUUCCUGAAAUUAUUUUUAUAAUUUCUAAGGUUGCUUUCUUGAGGUGGGCAUGGCGGCCGAGUGGUUAAGCGCUUGGCUUCCGAACCUGGGUUCGAAUCUCGGUGAAGACUUGGAUUUUGAAUUUUGGGAUUUUCAGAGCCCACCAACUCUAAAGGCGGUUGGUCAUUUUGCUGGCCACAUGACACCCUGCUCGUUAACCAUUGGCCAAAGAUAGGGAAACAUUUUUCUUGCUUUCUUGAACAAAAACUUAGAAUUUAAUCCCAUGAAAUGAAACAAAUCUUUUUGAGCUAAACUGGCUAAGAAAUCAAGUUUUUUAAAAACUUUUUGACCCCAGAUGUCAUCCAUAAAUGAGGUUUACCUUGUUAUCUAAGCAUUUCAUUUGUUCAUAUGACAGAAAAGAUUAAUUUGCAUUCAAAAUUUGAAUUAUCACAUAGUUAUGUUUUUAAUUAUCGUUAUAAAAUGUAUAUCAGGCCAUAAUGAACCUUGCAUUGGGCCAGAGCUGGCCCCCCACAUUUGCAAAUGUUGUGAUUUGUACAAGUUGUAAGGCUGCACAAGGAUUGGGAUUGUGUCUAAGAUUGUGUCUAAGAUUGUGAAGACAUUGUGUUCUAAACAAUGCAAAUCAAUUCUAUUGUCAUCACAUUUGUGUUAUCAAACUGUCACCGAAUGAAACUCUGCUCCUGUAAUUCUAUUGGUUGAUGUCACUGAAUGAAACUCUGCUCGUGUAAUUCUAUUGGUUGAUUUGAGGUGUCCUAAUGGAAGAAGGCGGUACAAUUAAUAGCACAAAACUUACACAUAAACUCAACAGGCCUAAUGUGCCAUUGAAAGAAAAAAAAAAGGCUACAGUAUAAAGUAUGGCUUGAUUUUUGUUUCAAACAACCUACCUAUUAUUGUUUGUUGUUGUUUUUUUGGAAGGAAGGGGGGGGGGGGGCACCCGGUUCUAUUGUUUCUAUGUUAAUUCUUAGAACCCAUUUCUUCUGGGGCAAAUCUUGUUGUUGGGAUACUGUAAAUAUGUCGAUACAACAUGAGACUCAGUUAAAAGUGGCAUACUUAAUUUUCAUCCAUGAGUGUCAUAAACUUAAAAUAUUGUAUGCCAACUUUGAACGAAAUCAAUGAAUCUUCUGACUUUGUGACCUUUAAUGUGCAUCAUGUAGAUUGAACCAUUUUAUUGACUUUAUUUCAUGACCUUAGGUGUUAUAUCUUCUUCUUUAUAAAACAGUCAAAAUUAUUUUGUUGCAAAUGUGACCAAAUUUUGUUUUCUUCAAAAUCUUCCUUAGGGUAGAUGGUAUGAAGGUUUAUAGGAAUGAAGCCCAAUUUAAGUUUGUAUUUCUUUGCUGUUGAUGUUUUUUGUUUGUUUUGUUUUCUGUUGUUUGUUUGAGUUUUUCUUUAAAUUUAAUGUGAUUGUUAUUUCAUUUCGUCAAAUUUAUUUGAAUGACUAUGUCGAGGGCUGUACAGUAAAUAGGACUUUGCUCAGACCCUGUGAUAGAGUCCAUAACUCGGUAGGGCAACCUUAGCAGUGCCACGGAUAAAUUUGUAGGAUGCGCUGAUUGAGACAAAAGAUUCUCUUUAUCGCGCAUCUCUUCAAGGUGCGCGGACUGGGGUGGUGCCCCUAAGGCAGCUCCUGAACUCAGAAAUCUGUUUAUCCAGUGUUUUCUAAAAAAAACUCGUUUUAAAUUACUUUGGAGAUUUGACUCGCACACUGACUGGGGCAUUGUUUUAUAUUUCCACAGCCGUCAGACAUUUCUCCAAUAACUAGGCUGUCUAUUUCUCCAAGAAGCUUCUGAUUUUCAGACUGGCUACAUUUCAUUAUGAUUUUAACAAUGUCGAAGCUGACAUAGGGUUCAGGGUGUGAUCAUACGUGGGGGCAUUGUAACCUUCACACACCUCUACCAAAAAAUGAAUAAAUUGUAGGCGUUAUGCUAAUAAGUUUAUCGGUGGGCUACAAACUGAGACAUCUGGCAAUGUCCGUAUGCUGUGUCGCCCAAUAGUAUAGGAGGGCCAUCUAUGUCAUUUGACCAGAAGACUGGUUUAGUCACGUGAUAGUAAAAGUUGCAGGUUUAGCCCCCCAAAAUUCUGUAUGUUAAAAAAUGAUUUACCUUUUAGCUAGUUCUUUGCCUGUGUGGUGUUCUUACUUGUAUUGAUUCUGUUGGUUCUAUACGAUGUGUUUCCUUAUAUUGACAAUAAUUUCUUGUUUCGUUUAUACUGUUAGGAUUGACAUACAUGCAAAAUUGAUUUAGCGCUAGACUUUCUAUUUCUAAUGAUGUUUAUACCCAAAAGUCCAUUGCAAAAACUAACAUCUUCCUGAAUUGUUAUCACAUGGGUAGAAGCUAAGUCUGAUUCUUUACUUUGAGUUAUCACAUGGGUAGAAGUAAUGUCUGUUUCUUUACUUUGAAUUAUCGCAUGGGUAGAAGUAAUGUCUGUUUCUUUACUUUGAAUUAUCGCAUGGGUAGAAGUAAUGUCUGUUUCUUUACUUUGAGUUAUCACAUGGGUCUGUUUCUUUACUUGGACUGUAUUAUCACAUUGAUAAAAGGGCCUAAUGUAUGAAUUUUUACUUUGUGUUAUCACAUGCAUAGAAGUAAUAUCUGUCUGAUUCUUUACUUGGACUGAGUUCUCAUAUGAUUCCAAAUGUCUGCCUUUUCAUUCAGGAUUAGGUUUAAAUGAAACGUUUUUUUUUCAAGAUCUUAUGAUGUUUUAUGUGUGUGUGGGUAUCUUAUAGUUUCAAUACACAUUGGUUUGUAUGUCACAUAAAUCAUAAACCUCUAGAUCAGGGGUUCUCAACUUGUGGGUCGCGACCCCCUUGGGGGGGGUCGAUUAACUAUUUGCCAGGGGUCGCUUAAGACCAUCGAAAAUAUGGAUUGCUAUUGUCUACUCUUCUGUUGCUGUAUUUGUGUGUCCGGGGGGGGGGGGGGGUCGCGGCAGAGUGGGGGAUUGUAAAAGGGGUCGCUGAGCUUAAAAGGUUGAGAACCGCUGCUCUAGCUGAAAACGAGGCAUUACUUCAGAGGCUCAGAUGUUUCACGAGACUAAGGGAAUAGUCCCUAGAGCUGCCACUUGUGAUAAGUUACUUGCAUUUUGUAGACUUUCAUUGAAUGAAAUGAAUGUUCACUUUUUUUUUGUCUUGUUGUAUUCCUAGACACAUAUGUAUUAUUGAUCGAUGUCCCUAACUGAUGUCUAAACCUAAGUUUAAAUGUUUUGUUGGCUAAUAUGAAAUCUGAAAAACUCGGUGUUUGUUCCAUGUACACAGCUAUUACAAUGAAUUGUGUUUUUUUUUGAGCACAGAGCAGGAGUGACCGUUCUUGAUUCAUUCUCUCUUUUUUUUUUUCUAAACCAACUAUGACGUAACAGAGUUUGUUCAUUCAUAUGUAUCGCCAUGUUGUUUUCGCUACUCUAGCAAAACCGGCGUAUUUUUUUUUUGUUCUGUUUUGUUUAGUGUGUUAAGUCUCGAUUACUCUUGGCCUCAGUCCUGACCACUGGGAGACCACUUUAGGAUUUCACAAGGCUUGGCGUUGGCACCAACCCUUUCACGGACUUUAUCCGAGGUGCCUAUCACGUACUACAAACUAGGAGCCAUUAUUUCCUUGCCCAUCGUACCCCAUGCAUGUCUUGGGAAAACCAAACAAAACACUUAGCAUUGUGGUCAUGUUCUUUUAUCUUAAAACGUUCGUUUGUUAUAAGGUGUUCGUUUGUUGGACAAACUGUUUUGGAGAGUAAGAUUCUGACCAAGAACUAAUAUUCAUUCUAUUUAUAGACAUGUAAAAUAUGCAGUGUCAGGGUUCAUUUCUAUUUUUUUCAGGUGUCAGAGAGUACACGUCGUAAUGACGUCAUUUGCUUGUAUAAAGAAUGAGUCCCUUAGAUCUGCCAAACAUCGAGGUCGAUAUAUUUUAUUUUUUUCCUUACCGAAAGCACCAAUCAUUACAAUAAUUUAGUACUGCAAGUGUGAUUGAUAUUAUUGUUAUUCUAUCUGUAUGUACACAUUACAGUGUUCAGUUUAUGGCUGUCAUGUAAAACAACACGCCCCCAUAGCGUGUCUUUGACAGCGUCAAUGUUUUAGUUUUUUUGUCUGAUCAAUAUGUCAUGACUAAAUAAAAGAUGUUUUGUAAGAGUAGAUAA
This is a messenger RNA of Biomphalaria glabrata, 6538 nucleotides long. RefSeq lists its product as uncharacterized. The transcript has 2 exons. The coding region runs from base 223 to 1221 and encodes 332 amino acids. NCBI's taxonomy places the organism in Eukaryota, Metazoa, Mollusca, Gastropoda, Planorbidae. The record is from RefSeq and is a predicted model, not a curated record.